Molecule: messenger RNA, 683 nt
Organism: Notechis scutatus (mainland tiger snake)
Lineage: Eukaryota; Metazoa; Chordata; Lepidosauria; Squamata; Elapidae
Source: RefSeq, a predicted model, not a curated record
AAAAUUUCUCUGAGUGUUCUUUUUAAUUUUUUCCUAAGGGAAAACCAAAACAGUUUUAUGCAUAUUCUUUUCGAUCUCUGAAGAAAACGAAGUCACAAUCUGAUGGCCCUUCUGAUUCUGACUCUCAGCUGGACUAUAAAAGAAAAGGAGACAUCAUUGAUGAAAACAGCUUAAAACACUCUGAGAUGAGGCCAUACGCCGUUGUUGAUUUCCGCUACGAAUAUCUUGGUAAGCAACCUCGUGGGCAUAAGCUUGUAGUGCUCAAAAGUCCCUCUGCAGUUAAAGUGACAGUGAAAGACAUCGCUCGCCCAGCCAAUCCAGUGGUAUGCUUCACCUACAUGGAGCUCCAUCCUCAUAAAACAGUGGCAAUUCUGAGAGCUGGUCAGGAUUGCAGAGACUACGAUGUUUCACUUGAAGUAGAGACUGGUGUGUUUGCUAAAAGGCCAGCUCUUGAGGCAAAAUUUAAGUACCCUAGGGUUCCUAAGCAAGUGAAUGAUAUGAUAGAUGAAAUUCUUGCAGUGCUCCCUGGAAUUGCCUCCAUGGCAGACUUCUCUCACAAAGUCCAAAAGAAUCCUUCUAAAGAAAUUUCAAUGAUUAUGGCUCUAAAACGUCCAGACGAAUGUCUCAUGGUCAUGAAAUUGCCAGAAGUGAGUUACAUAUUUUUUUAGACAACUCUCUUUUGU